Messenger RNA from Nannospalax galili (Upper Galilee mountains blind mole rat), 3118 nucleotides. RefSeq names its product monooxygenase DBH like 1 (gene Moxd1). Bases 98 to 1939 code for a protein of 613 amino acids. Lineage: Eukaryota; Metazoa; Chordata; Mammalia; Rodentia; Spalacidae. Gene Ontology annotation, molecular function: dopamine beta-monooxygenase activity; copper ion binding. Gene Ontology annotation, cellular component: secretory granule membrane. The record is from RefSeq and is a predicted model, not a curated record. The transcript has 12 exons. Gene Ontology annotation, biological process: norepinephrine biosynthetic process; dopamine catabolic process; octopamine biosynthetic process.
ACCCGGAGGCGGUCCCAGACUCGGCCGCCGCGCCUCGUGCCUUUCCUCGCCCCCCAGUGGCUGCAGCCCAGGUACCCGAGAGCUGGACGGGAGGAGGAUGUGCGGCUGGCGGCUGCUGGUGCUGUGGGCUCUGCUCACCGCGACGGCUGCAGGGAACUCAGGCCGCUCCUACCCGCACCGCACUGUCCUGGACCCCGAGGGCAAGUACUGGCUGCGCUGGGGCCAGCAGGGCGGACGGCUGGCCUUCCGCCUCGAGGUGCGCACCGCCGGCUACGUGGGCUUCGGCUUCUCGCCCACAGGGACCAUGGCCGCGGCAGACAUCGUGAUGGGCGGCGUGGCCCAUGGGCGGCCCUACCUCCAGGACUAUUUUACAAAUGCAAACAAAGAGUUGGAAAAAGAUACCCAGCAAGAUUACCGCCUAGAAUAUGCCAUGGAAAAUAGCACACAUACCAUAAUUGAAUUCACCAGAGAACUGCACACCUGUGACGUCAAUGACAAAAGUAUCACGGACAGCACAGUGAGAGUGAUCUGGGCCUACCAUCAUGAAGAUGCUGGGGAAGCUGGUCCCAAGUACCAUGAUUCCAAUCGGGGCACGAAGAGUCUGCGAUUAUUGAACCCUGAGAAAGCCAAUGUGUGGUCUCCAGCCUCACCAUACUUUGACCUGGUAAAUCAAGACGUCCCCAUCCCAAACAAAGGUACAACUUACUGGUGCCAAAUGUUUAAGAUUCCUGAAUUUCAAGAAAAGCAUCAUGUAAUAAAGGUUGAGCCAGUGGUAGAGAAAGGCCAUGAGAGCUUGGUCCACCACAUCCUGCUCUAUCAGUGCAGCAGCAACUUUAACGACAGUGUUCUGGACUACGGCCAUGAGUGCUUUCACCCAAACAUGCCUGAUGCCUUCCUCACCUGUGAGACUGUGAUUUUUGCCUGGGCCAUUGGUGGCGAGGGCUUUUCCUAUCCACCUCAUGUUGGAUUAUCACUCGGCACCCCAUUGGAUCCUCAUUAUGUGCUUCUAGAAGUCCAUUAUGAUAACCCAACACAUAUAAAAGGCUUAAUAGACAGUUCUGGGCUGAGGUUUUUCCACACGAUGGAUAUAAGGAAAUAUGAUGCAGGAGUGAUUGAGGCUGGUCUCUGGGUGAGCCUCUUCCAUACCAUCCCUCCAGGGAUGCCCGAGUUCCGUUCUGAGGGUCACUGCACUCUGGAAUGCCUAGAAGAGGCCCUGGAAGCUGAAAAGCCUAGUGGAAUCCAUGUGUUUGCAGUUCUUCUCCACGCACACCUGGCUGGCAGAGGCAUCAGGCUGCGGCAUUUUCGCAAGGGGGAGGAAAUGAAGUUGCUUGCGUAUGACGAUGACUUCGACUUCAAUUUCCAGGAGUUUCAGUAUCUAAAGGAGGAACAAACAAUCUUACCAGGAGAUAACCUAAUCACUGAAUGCCGCUAUAACACAAAGGAUAGAGUCGGGAUGACAUGGGGAGGACUAAGCACCAGGAAUGAAAUGUGUCUCUCAUAUCUUCUUUAUUAUCCAAGAAUUAACCUUACCCGAUGUGCAAGCAUUCCCGAUAUCAUGGAACAGCUGCAGUUCAUCGGUGUGAAGGAGAUCUACAGACCCGUCACGACAUGGCCUUUCAUUAUCAAAAGCCCUAAGCAGUAUAAAAACCUUUCUUUCAUGGAUGCAAUGAACAAGUUUAAAUGGACUAAGAAAGAAGGGCUCUCCUUCAAUAAGCUUGUGCUUAGCCUGCCUGUGAACGUGAGAUGCUCCAAGACAGACAAUGCGGAGUGGUCGAUUCAAGGAAUGACUGCAUUACCUCCAGAUAUAGAGCGGCCCUAUAAAGCAGAACCUUUGGUGUGUGGGACAUCAGCUUCCUCUCCUCUAUAUGGAAGUUUCUCUCUAAGGUUGCUCAUGUGUUAUCUGCUUCUUGGAAGCAUGCUGAGCACCCAGUGCAUCUGACUGUAACUUGUACUUAAUGACACUGGUUUCUGGAAUCUGAACCUGUCAUUUAAAGAUGGGUUAAAGACUGUUCAUUUUGGGCCUGAAGAGAUGGGUGUGAAGCACAUGGAGACUUUCAUUUCUCUACUCCCUUCAUCCUCUCCCUCUGUUCUCCUUCCCAGUCUACCUAAGAGAUGUUGCUGGAAUUCUCAGCAUUUUAUCAGAAAUACCUGAUAUUCUGUGCAGAUGGCGAAUAACGUAAAAGUGGCCUGAUUUAACCACUUUAAGAACCAGGAAGUCAAGUGGAAAGAAAAUAAUUGUUAAUUCUUUCUACAUUCCAUGUUAUUUUAAUGCUAUGACUCAACACCUAUCUUUCCUUUCAUAACAAUAUCAAAGGAAUUAAUCUCCACUCCAGUUUCCUCAUUUUUAGAUGUAACUUCCAAGUGACCACUGUCUACUGUCUUUACAUUUUCCAGCCCUUCUGUUUUCUAUGAAUUGCUCAUGAUCUACUAACCUCAGUAUCUUUUGAUGAUACCACUUCAAUUUUCUUGCUUCUCUGAGUCUGUUGCUAUCCAAACCCAUCUCAAUUCCCCCUCUCCUCAGUACUGCCUGGUGGACUGUUGUCUUAAUCCAUCCCUGUCAAAAAGAAAGAGGCUAGGAGAAAUGUGGAAAUAGUGGUAGCUUGGGAAAAAAUAAAAACAGCCAGCUGCAAACCCCUUUCUCCAGGGGUCCUCCAGGAAAUGAAAAUCCAGAUCAGAGCAGUCAGUAUAAGCCAGCACCAGCAGGAGGGUAUAAGGUCUGUACAGUUUCUUGCCACCCAAUCUGAGUCAUAAUUCCUAUUACAGAUUUAUUUUUAUAUUAGUUAAUAAACUAACUUUCAAAACAAAAUUGCCACCAAGUGAAGAUCUUAUUCUUUUGAUUGUCUUUGUAUAGUCUAAUCAAAUUUGUUUUAUGUCCUAUCUUCAUUUCUUAGACUAAAUCUGCUUGGAUCAUAUUAAUAGACUAAAUGAAAUUGAAGUUUUUGUAUAAUAUCUUAUGUGGUCCUUGAGAAUAGCAAGUGAUUGAAAACUGAUGUCAAUAAAACUAGUUGAGAAUGUCGUAUUUUUCUUUCCCAUUUUUAAGCCCUUUCUGACCCUCCAAAAAUGUCUUCAAUGCAAACUAUAUUUCUGUUUAAAUAAAUGCUAUGCUUUGGAGUCUUUA